CAGCGUGUGCGUGCGGGAGGCUGGCGACAGGUUUCAGCUCCUACUUGGCGGCGGAUGCUGCCGCCGAGCGCUGCUCCCCAGCCCAGCAGAGCCCGCACCCGGCAGGGGCACAGCCGGGCUCGGCAGCAGCAUGAAAGCGGCGCUCAAGUUCUCCAUGAGCGCCCCUCCGCUCCUGCGCCCGCCCAGCCCGCUGCUCCCGGCGGCCGGCGGCGGCGUCUCCUUCCACCUCCAGAUCGGGCUGAGCCGGGAGCCGGUGCUGCUGCUGCAGGACUCCGCUGGGGAACUCAGCCUGGCGCACGUCCGCGAAAUGGCUUGCUCCAUAGUGGACCAGAAGUUUCCUGAAUGUGGUUUCUAUGGAAUGUAUGAUAAAAUCCUACUUUUCCGCCACGACCCUACCUCUGAAAAUAUUCUCCAGCUGGUGAAGUCAGCUACUGAUAUCCAAGAAGGAGACCUAGUAGAAGUUGUCUUGUCAGCUUCUGCCACUUUUGAAGACUUUCAAAUCCGCCCCCAUGCUCUGUUUGUUCACUCAUACCGAGCACCAGCUUUCUGUGACCACUGUGGUGAAAUGCUUUGGGGCCUUGUGCGUCAAGGACUUAAAUGUGAAGGAUGUGGUCUAAACUACCAUAAGAGAUGUGCAUUUAAAAUCCCUAACAACUGCAGCGGUGUACGUAAAAGACGACUCUCAAAUGUUUCCUUAACAGGAGUCAGCACUGUUCGGACAGUGUCUGCAGAACCCUCACCUAGCACACCAGAUGAGGCCCUUCUGUCCCCUGUCAGCCCUGGCUAUGAGCAAAAGACACCCUCAGAAUCAUUCAUUGGGAGAGAGAAAAGGUCAAAUUCACAGUCCUACAUUGGACGACCCAUUCAACUAGACAAGAUCUUACUUUCCAAGGUUAAAGUGCCUCACACUUUUGUCAUCCACUCCUAUACACGUCCAACAGUUUGCCAGUACUGUAAGAAGCUUCUCAAAGGGCUUUUUAGACAGGGCGUGCAGUGCAAAGAUUGUAGGUUCAAUUGUCACAAGCGCUGUGCACCUAAAGUGCCAAAUAACUGCCUUGGUGAAGUAGCCAUUAAUGGGGAUUUGCUUAGUCCCGGGGCUGACUCUGAUGUGGUCAUGGAAGAAGGAAGCGAUGACAAUGAUAGUGAAAGAAACAGUGGUCUUAUGGAUGACAUGGAAGAAUCUAUGGCUCAUGAUUCUGAGAUAUCAAUGACAGGAUGCCACAGUGAUAAUGGGGAGAUGCAAGAUGCUGAUCCAGACCAUGAUGAUUCUAACAGAAUGAUCAGCCCUUCAGCAAGCAACAAUAUUCCGCUAAUGAGAGUGGUACAGUCUGUCAAACACACAAAAAGGAAAAGUAGCACAGUGAUGAAAGAAGGAUGGAUGGUUCACUUUACAAGCAAGGACACACUGAGGAAGCGACACUACUGGAGACUAGAUAGCAAAUGUAUAACACUCUUUCAAAAUGAAACUGGAAGCAAAUAUUACAAGGAAAUUCCAUUAUCUGAGAUUUUGUCUCUGGAACCCGCAAAAAAUUUUACUUUACUUCCUCAAGGAGCCAAUCCUCAUUGUUUUGAAAUAACGACAGCAAAUAUAAUAUAUUAUGUUGGAGAAAACCUAGAAAACCGCUCAAGUAUCCCACUUAAUAACAGCGUCCUCACCAGUGGCGUUGGCCUGGAUGUGGCAAGAAUGUGGGAGAUGGCUAUACAACAUGCUCUGAUGCCAGUCAUCCCAAAAGGAGCACCAGCAGGAUCAGGCCCCAGCUUGCACAGGGAUAUAUCCAUCAGCAUUUCAGUGUCAAACUGCCAGGUUCAAGAAAAUGUGGAUAUUAGUACAGUAUACCAAAUCUUUCCAGAUGAGGUGUUGGGAUCAGGACAGUUUGGAAUUGUGUAUGGAGGGAAACAUCGCAAAACAGGAAGAGAUGUUGCAAUUAAAAUAAUUGACAAACUAAGAUUUCCAACAAAACAAGAAAGCCAACUUCGUAAUGAGGUUGCAAUUUUACAGAACCUGCAUCACCCUGGGGUUGUAAAUUUGGAGUGUAUGUUCGAGACACCAGAAAGAGUGUUUGUUGUUAUGGAAAAGCUCCAUGGAGACAUGCUCGAGAUGAUCUUGUCAAGUGAAAAAGGCAGGUUGCCAGAACGAAUAACAAAGUUUUUAAUUACUCAGAUCCUUGUUGCUUUGAGGCAUCUUCACUUUAAAAAUAUUGUUCAUUGUGACCUCAAACCAGAAAAUGUAUUACUGGCAUCUGCUGAUCCUUUCCCACAGGUUAAACUUUGUGACUUUGGCUUUGCCCGAAUCAUUGGAGAGAAGUCAUUUAGACGGUCAGUUGUAGGCACCCCAGCCUACCUAGCUCCAGAAGUGCUGAGAAACAAAGGCUAUAAUAGGUCUCUGGAUAUGUGGUCUGUUGGUGUCAUAAUUUAUGUGAGCUUAAGUGGUACAUUUCCAUUCAAUGAAGAUGAAGACAUCCAUGACCAAAUCCAGAAUGCUGCUUUCAUGUAUCCACCUAAUCCCUGGAAGGAAAUUUCUCAUGAAGCUAUUGAUCUCAUAAAUAAUUUGCUGCAAGUGAAAAUGAGAAAACGCUACAGUGUGGACAAAACAUUAAGCCACCCGUGGUUGCAGGACUACCAAACCUGGCUGGAUUUAAGAGAACUUGAAUGUAAAAUAGGGGAACGUUACAUCACCCAUGAAAGUGACGAUUCACGGUGGGAACAGUAUGCAGGGGAGCAUGGCUUGCAGUAUCCAGCACACCUUAUCACGCCUAGCACGAACCACAAUGAAAACACUGAGCCAGAGGAAACAGAGAUGAAAGCCCUCAGUGAGCGUGUCAGCAUCCUUUAAAUUGCAUCCCCUAUAAUCUGUCAAAACACUGUGGAAUUAAUAAAUACAUACGGUCAGGUUUAACAUUUGCCUUGCAGAACUGCCAUUAUUUUCCAUCAGAUGGGAACAAAGCUGUUAUACUGUUACCACUGUUGAUGCAUCUGAGUUGCCAAGACAAAUCAACAGAAGCAUUUUUAUUUUGUGUGACCAACUGUGUUGUAUUAACAAAAGUUCCUAGAAACACUAAACUUGUUAUUGUGAAUGAUUCAUGUUGUAUUUAAUGCAUUAAAACCUGUCUCCACUGUGCCUUUGCAAACUAGUGUUUUUCUUAUUUCAGCCUCAUUUUGGUAAGAGAGAACCUUUCCAUAAAGAUCUCGUGUGUGCACCAUUAGUAUUGUAAAUGUAAGCAAACUCUUGAAGAGUAGAUUAUUUACUGCUGUUCUGUGAACAACUUCUAUUAUUUGGAUCAAGGUUAUUUGAUGUAGAAAAAAUGCCAAGAU
This is a messenger RNA of Gavialis gangeticus (Gharial), 3312 nucleotides long. RefSeq names its product protein kinase D1 (gene PRKD1). NCBI's taxonomy places the organism in Eukaryota, Metazoa, Chordata, Crocodylia, Gavialidae. Bases 131 to 2833 code for a protein of 900 amino acids. Gene Ontology annotation, molecular function: ATP binding; protein serine/threonine kinase activity. The transcript has 20 exons. Gene Ontology annotation, biological process: protein phosphorylation. The record is from RefSeq and is a predicted model, not a curated record.